Suncus etruscus (white-toothed pygmy shrew) is the source of this 1431-nucleotide messenger RNA. RefSeq names its product aldo-keto reductase family 1 member A1 (gene AKR1A1). NCBI's taxonomy places the organism in Eukaryota, Metazoa, Chordata, Mammalia, Eulipotyphla, Soricidae. Gene Ontology annotation, biological process: aldehyde catabolic process. The record is from RefSeq and is a predicted model, not a curated record. The transcript has 9 exons. Gene Ontology annotation, molecular function: aldose reductase (NADPH) activity. Gene Ontology annotation, cellular component: cytosol. Bases 361 to 1338 code for a protein of 325 amino acids.
CGUGGACCACGGCGCUGCAGGCUGCUCGGAGAGGUGGGAUCUCCAAACGCGGGCGGCGCGGGAGGUCUGGUCUCCAUCCCUCGGCAUCGUCGGGGUCCAAAGGGCGGGGUCCGUUAUCGCACGUGACGCGGAAAGUCCGGCCCCUGCCCCUUCUCUGGGCGGGGUUUCCUCUUCGCCGCUAGCCUUAAGUCCCCGGGUCUUUGCUUCCUUCCAGAGCCUUAGCUUCCACGACUUCCAUUGCUGCUUGCCUCGCUGCUCUGGGUCCCGGAAGUCGGGGCUCUCUGGCUCUCGGGAGCGACUCCGAAGUGAGCCGAAAACACUCACUGCGCAUUCACACUCUGUGCUCUUGCAGAGGCAACAAUGGCAGCUUCCAGUGUCCUGCUGCACACAGGGCAGAAGAUGCCCCUGAUUGGAUUGGGCACCUGGAAGAGUGAGCCUGGCCAGGUGAAAGCAGCUGUUAAGCAUGCCUUGAGUGUAGGCUACCGCCACAUUGACUGUGCUGCCAUCUACGGCAAUGAGGCUGAAAUUGGGGAGGCUCUGAAGGAGAAUGUGGGACCUGGCAAGGCGGUGGCCCGGGAGGAAGUGUUCGUGACAUCCAAGCUGUGGAACACCAAGCACCGCCCGGAGGAUGUGGAGCCUGCCCUUCGGAAGACACUGGCUGACCUCCAGCUGGAGUAUUUGGAUUUAUACCUGAUACACUGGCCUUAUGCUUUUGAGCAGGGAGACAAUCCCUUCCCUAAGAACGCCGAUGGGACGAUCCGCUAUGACUUUACUGACUACAAGGAGACAUGGAAGGCUCUAGAACCCUUGGUGGGGAAGGGGCUGGUGCGGGCCCUGGGCCUGUCCAACUUCAGUAGCCGGCAGAUUGAUGAUUUGCUUAGUGUGGCUUCAGUGCGCCCUGCUGUCCUGCAGGUGGAAUGCCACCCAUACCUGGCUCAGAAUGAGCUGAUAGCUCACUGCCAGGCACGUGGCCUGGAGGUGACUGGCUACAGCCCUUUGGGCUCCUCUGACCGUGCUUGGCGUGAUCCUAAUGAACCUGUCCUACUUGAAGAACCAGUGAUCUUGGCACUGGCUAAAAAGUACAACAGGUCUCCAGCCCAGAUCUUGCUCAGGUGGCAGGUCCAGCGGAAAGUGAUUUGCAUCCCCAAAAGCAUCACACCCUCACGGAUCCUGGAGAAUAUCCAGGUAUUUGACUUUACCUUUACCCCGGAGGAGAUGAAGCAGAUCAAUGCCCUGAAUAAAAAUUGGAGAUACAUUGUGCCCAUGAUUACGGUGGAUGGGAAGAGAGUCCCAAGAGAUGCAGGGCAUCCUCUGUACCCCUUUAAUGAUCCCUACUAAGACGACAGCUUUCUUACUUCCUUACAAGCUCCCCAGCUUUAAUAUCCUGCCACCCUCAGAAGGAGGGAGUUAAUAAAGCUAUUGGAGAAUCCA